AUGGUCGUGGGUACGAGUGGGCUUACAAAAAUGAAAUUAUGAAGACAGUUAUUUAGGCCGAAGUGGGCUCGGAAAAUCUACUUUCAUCAAUACGUUGUUUUUGGCGGAAAUAAACAAUCUUUCCGAAAGACCACAAGCCAAUUCCUACGGUAGUACUGUUUGUAUCGAAGAAAAAUUGGUAUUAUUUUUUCAAUUUAACCAUUUUUGUUGGCUUUGUUUAGGUUCGCCUUGUAGAAAAUAGUGUCACGUUGAACUUGACUCUUGUCGACACGCCUGGUUUUGGGGACGCUGUCAAUAAUACAAAAUGGUAAUACUUUUAGUUGGUUUCUUCUUGAUCAUAUUUUUUAAAUUUUAAGCUGGGAGCCGAUUGUAAAUUAUAUCGAGAGCAAAUUUUUCGAACAGUUUUGCGAAGAAACGAGAAUGGACAGGAAUGCAAAGCAGAUCGACAAAUGUGUCCAUUUGUGUUUGUACUUCAUUGAACCUUCAGGUCACGGGUGAGUUAUAUAUUUUGGGCUCUUUUUUCUGAGGAUUCUGUUCAGUUUGAAACCUCUCGACAUCGAACUUAUGCAUCAACUUCACGGACGCGUAAAUGUUGUGCCAGUCAUCGCGAAAGCUGAUUGCUUCACUAGAGAUGAACUAAGGCGCUUCAAAAACCAAGUUCGGUCUUUUGAUUUAAUAACUUAAAUCCCAUUUUCAAGAUAAUGAGAGACGCCGAAGCGCAUGACAUAAAGCUUUACAAGUUCCCGGAAAUAGAGGAGUCGUUGGACAAGGUUUUUUUUUUGAAAAGAAAUUGAGCUUAUUGUAUGUUGCAGGCUCUCGCAGAAAAACUGAAGAAAACUCUUCCGUUUGCAGUAGUAGGAAGCAACUACAUUUGCGAAAAAGACGGCCGCAAAAUUCGAUUCAGGUUUUUCUUUUUUGAAGUGACGUCACAAGCAAAUUUGAAUGUAUUAAAAAAAUGAAUCAGAAGUUUUUUUCUGAUGCUCCAUUUUUGAACCUGAAGAGUCACGUUUUUUUGUUCCAUUCUUUCGAUAAAAGCUGAUCUUCUGCAAGCUUGAAAAUGUUUUUAAUCGAAAAAAAAACCAGAGUAAACUCUUCAAUAUAAUAAGCUUCAGAGAGUACCCAUGGGGAACUGUGGAAGUAGAAAAAUCUGGAGCACAACGAUUUUUUGGCGCUCCGAGACAUGAUUAUUCGCAAAAAUCUGAUUGA
Messenger RNA from Caenorhabditis auriculariae, 1206 nucleotides. The record is from the annotation of a GenBank genome assembly. Lineage: Eukaryota; Metazoa; Nematoda; Chromadorea; Rhabditida; Rhabditidae.